This is a messenger RNA of Panicum virgatum (switchgrass), 1298 nucleotides long. RefSeq names its product E3 ubiquitin-protein ligase CSU1-like. The record is from RefSeq and is a predicted model, not a curated record. The transcript has 2 exons. NCBI's taxonomy places the organism in Eukaryota, Viridiplantae, Streptophyta, Magnoliopsida, Poales, Poaceae. Bases 187 to 1101 code for a protein of 304 amino acids. Gene Ontology annotation, molecular function: ubiquitin protein ligase activity. Gene Ontology annotation, cellular component: nucleus.
UUAGCGGUGGUGGGAGCCCACCACCGCUCCUCUCUCUCGUGCUCACCGUCGCCCCUCAUCUCUUCCCAUCCUUCCCCGAAUCCCCGUCAAAGCAAAUCUAGGGUUCCAAGUGAGCGAAGCCGUACCUCCGCCGGCGGAUCCCCUGAACCCUGCCGGACUUGGAGCCGAGUCGACGCGCGGGCGAAGAUGCCGCAGCGGCACUCGAAGAACAACAACGACCUCGCCUUCUUCACGUACGAGGAGAAGCGGAAGCUCGGGUACGGCACGCAGCGGGAGCGCCUGGGGAAGGACUCCAUCAAGCCCUUCGACGCCUGCUGCCUCUGCCUCAAGCCGCUCAUCGACCCGCUCUGCUGCCCCAAGGGACACGCCUUCUGCAAGGAGUGCAUCCUCGAGUGCCUCCUCGCCCAGAAGAAGGACAUCAAGCGCAAGCUAGCAGCUCAUGAGGCCCAGAAAAAGCAAGAGAAGGAAGAGGAAGACGAGAAGCUGAUGCUGCAGAAGGCUAAGGAGUUGGACGCCUUUGAUCAGCAGAAUCAUGGAGCUGUUCCCCAGUACCAUGAUCGCAGUGGCUCCCAAGACAAGAAUGGGUUUCAUGGAGCGAACAGUGUGAAGGUUACUUCCUUCGAGGAGGAAGCUCUCCGUAAUAUGAAGGCAUUCUGGCUCCCUUCAGCUACUCCUGAAGCUACGGUCAAGGUAGAUGCCCCCUCCACCAACACAGUCUGCCCCGAGGGGCAGGAGAAGCUUAAGUUGAAAUCGCUCUUCCCAAUCUCGUUCACUGAAGAAAAUGCUGACCAGAAGAGCAAGAAGUCAGUGGAAAAGAGCUACAUGUGCCCUAGUUGCAAGUCAACCCUCACAAACACCAUGUCCUUGGUGGCGAUCAGCACCUGUGGCCAUGUCUUCUGCAAGAAGUGCUCUGACAAGUUUCUAGUGAAGGAUAAAGUUUGCUUGGAGUGUAACAAACCAAUUAAGGAGAGGAAUCUGGUUGCUUUGGAGAAAGGUGGAACCGGAUUUGCUGCGCAUGAUGAAUGCUUGGAGGCAAGGGAUUUCAAGUAUUUGGGGAGUGGUUCUGGGUUAGGGUUAGUGAAACCAGCUCCGAAGACUUAGUAGCCUUCAAUAGUUGUAGCAGCUGUUGUAUAUUGCUUAUCAUGGUCUCAUCAAAUUAUGUAACCUGAAAAUUUUGUUUCCUGGUAUCCAUAUGUCUGUAUUUGCAACAGCUGAUGUUCUUUAACGACAUCAAUCUGAUAUGCCUGUCUUGUAGCGUUGCUAAAUUUGUGAAAUCGCAGCUGAUAUAUUAUGAUGUA